Molecule: messenger RNA, 526 nt
Organism: Anarrhichthys ocellatus (wolf-eel)
Lineage: Eukaryota; Metazoa; Chordata; Actinopteri; Perciformes; Anarhichadidae
Gene: rpp14
Product: ribonuclease P/MRP 14 subunit
Exons: 6
Coding region: 108-497 (129 amino acids)
Biological process (GO): tRNA 5'-leader removal
Cellular component (GO): nucleolus; multimeric ribonuclease P complex
Molecular function (GO): ribonuclease P RNA binding
Source: RefSeq, a predicted model, not a curated record
GGGUGCAUGGCGCUCACAACACGCCAUUAUUGCUCAAUGUUGAUGUUAGUUGUCAGCUGACCGACCUGCUGCUCGUCACCUGUUGGAGUCACGGAUGCUUUGAUAGAAUGAGACGCGCCGACACGAAGAACGAACCUGCAGUUUACCGACGGGUCGUGUUGAAGAACGCCUCGCCGUACCACUACAUGAAGGUCUGCCUCGUUCUGGAGGAUGAGUCUACCAGACUGAGUGCAGUUGACCUGAAGCAGUUCAUCAUCACCGGUCUGAACAGCCUGUACGGAGAGGUGGGGGCAGCGCUGACCUUUGACCUGUUGAAGUACGAUGAAGACUCCCUCACUGCUCUUCUGCGUGUUUACAGCCGGGGUUUGGUGAAGCUGUGGAGCUCCCUGACUCUGCUGGGCUCCUACCAGAACCAGACCUGUGCCUUCAGGGUGCUGCAGGUGUCUCCGUUCCUGCUCGCGCUGACAGGAAACAGUCGAGAGCUGCAGCUGGACUGAAGGAGGAGGAGGAGACUCGUUCUUCAGGA